This is a messenger RNA of Suillus plorans, 1960 nucleotides long. Its product is annotated as cytochrome P450. Gene Ontology annotation, molecular function: monooxygenase activity; heme binding; oxidoreductase activity, acting on paired donors, with incorporation or reduction of molecular oxygen. The record is from RefSeq and is a predicted model, not a curated record. The transcript has 10 exons. Bases 182 to 1900 code for a protein of 572 amino acids. Lineage: Eukaryota; Fungi; Basidiomycota; Agaricomycetes; Boletales; Suillaceae.
CCAUCCGACUUGCCGCCAUCUCUGUUUAGAUGUUGGUCUCUGCGAGUCAAAAUCUUCAUCUAGCCCUUGGCCAAUAUGUGCUACUAGAUUAUGUCGAAUUCUUCUUUUUGAUUCCGAUGUCCGAAAUUUCGCCAGCCUCUUAAAUACAAGGUUUCGUAUCGGCUUGCAAUAUGUGUCCCCAAUGCCCACAUACUCCAUCGAUGAAAACAUGUCUCCGCUGUCCCUGCAAGGUGGCUUUCUUGUAGUGGUGGCCGCCGGCCUUCUUUGUCAUUUUAUAUUCAAACGUCACGAGCCCACUAGUCCGCUCUCCCACCUAGGCUUGCUCAUUGUAGUUCCGGCCAUCCUUUCGACCUUGUUUUUGCCAAACUCAUCAACAUUUACGCGCGCAUUCGGUUUUGUUUACCUUUUGUAUUACUCUACUGUUCUCGUCUCUGUGGUCGUAUACCGUCUAUCCCCCUGGCAUCCGCUUGCGAGAUACCCUGGUCCUAUCCCUUGCCGCAUCUCCAAGUUCUGGAUGGUAUGGGUCUCUCGUGAUGGAAAACAACACAUUUACUACUCAAAACUACACCAAACGUAUGGCGACGUCGUCAGAAUCGGGCCUAAUGAGCUAUCAAUAAGAGAUGUCAAUGCUGUUGUCCCGUUGAUGGGUAGCAAUGGGUUCCCAAAAGGACCUCACUGGGACGGACGCAUGGCUGAGCAAUCAGCCACUAGAACAGUUAUCGCGGUGAGGGAUCCCGUGGAGCAUGCGCGGCGGAGAAAACCCUGGCACAGGGCUUUCAGUGUUUCUGCACUGAAAGGUUACGACGAGAUCCUUGGGAAGCGAGUUCAACAAUUCGUGACAGUUCUCGAGCAACAAACACAACCCUUCAACCUCGCUGAGCUCAUAAGUUAUUUCACGUUUGACUUCAUGAGUGACAUGGCAUUUGGCGGAGGUUCCGAGAUGUUGCGUGACGGUGAUAAGGACAACACUUGGCAUCUGCUCGAAAAUGGUCUUCCAACUGCCCUAGUUCUGUCCCACGUGCCUUGGCUCGGAAAGUACUACGCCAACUUGCCAGGAGUCGGGGAGGGCCUCAAGAAAUUCCGAACGUUCUGUCAAGCGCGCGCUAUGCUCAGGAGGUCCGCAGGUUCUCUGUCUAAAGACCUCUUUCACUAUCUGAUUGACGAGGCGGGUCUUGAGCGUCAUACGUCGCCUCCAACCUUUGCGGAAGUGGCAUCUGAUGGAGUCCUUGCUAUAGUAGCCGGGUCUGAUACCACAGCAACCACCUUAAGCUCUCUGUUCCUGUCACUUCUGAGAAAUCCUCAAACGUACUACCGGCUCCAAGCCGAAGUCGACAAGUUUUUCCCUCCUGGCGAAGAUCUGCUUUCUACAGUUCAUCACCCUCAUAUGAGUUACCUCAAUGCCGUAAUUAACGAAACUCUACGGCUCUUCCCACCAGUUCUCAGUGGAAGUCAGCGUGGCGUUCCGAGAGGCGGUGACGACAAGUUUGUUGGCCCUUACUUCUUACCCGAAGGCACUAAUGCAUUCGUUCAUACUUAUUCCCUUCAUCGCGAUCCUCGUAACUUCUCCCCGUCCCCUGACACAUUCUGGCCGGAGCGCUGGCUCAAACCGGAAGAGCGCGCGGUGCUCUCAUCAUUUGAUGCCAAGGGCCUUGAUAAAUUCCCAAUUGUCCAUGAUACCAAGGCUUUCGUUCCGUUCUCAUUCGGUCCCAUGCAUUGCGUUGGCAAGCAGCUGGCAUAUCAAGAAUUACGUAUGGCGGUUUGUGCGAUGAUGCACCGACUAAACUUCAGCUUUGCUCCUGGAUACAACCCAGAGUCCUGGGAACGCGACUUGAAGGAUUAUUUUGUUGCCAUGAAGGGGGGCCUGCAGGUUGUCUUAUCUCCACGGAAUCUAACUGCUUGAACGGCCUGAGAGUUGCACAGACGCGAUGGUUAUCUUACAGCGCUUAGUUAUUGAUCAUUC